Coregonus clupeaformis (lake whitefish) is the source of this 3634-nucleotide messenger RNA. It is a transcript of the gene senp7b, whose product is annotated as SUMO specific peptidase 7b. Gene Ontology annotation, biological process: protein desumoylation. The transcript is spliced from 22 exons. Lineage: Eukaryota; Metazoa; Chordata; Actinopteri; Salmoniformes; Salmonidae. Gene Ontology annotation, cellular component: nucleus; cytoplasm. The record is from RefSeq and is a predicted model, not a curated record. The coding region runs from base 187 to 3207 and encodes 1006 amino acids. Gene Ontology annotation, molecular function: SUMO-specific endopeptidase activity.
UGUUGUUGCUGGCUUCCUGCUGCUAGAUUGAUGUAGCAGUUUACUGAAAGCAGUUAUCCCUGGCUUGCUAGCCAAUAUGAGAACAUUGAAUUGGUUGCAAAUGAAAACGUAAUGGCUUCUUUACAAUGCUUCUUGUUUUAGUUCUUUAGCCAUCUUUCCAUCUGAUUCAGCACCUUUGACAGUUAAAUGGCAGCUCCCUUCAAAAUCCCCAAGAGAAAACAGCCACCAGAAGCUGACAGCAUGCACAUGCAGUCACCUCUCUCACGAGUCCAGGAUACCUCCAGGCCAUUCGAGACAAGCUGGUGCAAUGGCUCUUCCAAUGGAAAAAAGCCUGAACAGGUUGGCUCUCUGAAUGGACACAUCUCCAGAGCUGGGAAAGUGAGCGCUCAUAACCGGCUAGUUCUGAGGGAUGUAUGUAAAGCGCGUCUUGGACCUAGCCAUCCAGACAAAGGGAACUCCAGCCAGUCAACAGGCUUCCAGAGACCAGCUCAGACCCCAGAACACCGUCCAGUUACCAGCCAGAGAGGGGAUUCCUCAGAGCACAGCAAAUGGAGAGAGGCACACAGGUCCAGCACGCUGUGGAGAUCACCCCCUCGCUUUCAGCUAGCAGUCAACAGAACACCUAGGAAGCAGAUGGAGUCUCUGACACAUGAGAAGCCACCUCACCUAUCAAGCCCUGUGGCAUCAACACAUGAAGCUGAACAAAGACUCCCAGCAGCCUCUCCUUCCUGCUUAAAAAACGGAUGGCGCCCUAAGAGGGCAUCAGACGCGCUGUGCCGGGACAAGAAUCAAGCGUCGCCACUGCUCAAGAUGCGCCGUGCAGAGUUCACUGGAGAUUCACAACUGUCUGUGAGAUGCAGCCCAGUGGAGUCGUCGGAGGAUUCUGCAUCAGAACCGUCUCCAGAAAAAGAGGCGGACAGUUCCUCAAAGAUGGGUGACAGGCCCUCUGUCCCCCUGGGAGACCCAACAUGGAGGAGACGUGACUCUGGGGUGAAUGGAUCUCCACCACAAAACACAGAGAAGGAGAGGACGGGAAGCUCAGGAUCACUGCAGGACAGGAUCAAGAGGAGUAGUGGUUCAUCAGGGACGCACCCCAGGGGAAGUGUCCCUGUCCCAGCAGGCCACCGUAGCCAGAGCUCAGAGAGUGACGACCCUCCCGACCGCCCGUUGACAUCAGGGGCCAGAGGUGCAUCCACAGGUUCCCCUAGACACUCCCCUUCCGCUGUGGCCUCAGUGACCCGGGCCACACAGGAGAAGCGGUUGUCCCUCAGCAGGUCUCCCCUCCUGGCUAACCCCAACCUCACAGACAGAGAGAGGAGGCCUCCAACCAAGUGUCUCUCCCUCCAUCUCAGGCUGAGGAGGCCCAAGCCCACCUCCACAGAACCUAUUGUGCUAUCCAGUGAGGAUGAGGAGGGCCAUGAUGAUGAAGAGGAGUGCCCCAGGCUGAAGACCCCACAACAGGGCCACAGCCCCAGGCAAAGCCAACCCACACCAGAGGAACAUGUACCCAAACAGGCUGUGGUUGGAGAGAAGGUCACGGGGUCACAGAGAGUAUCGGAGCACAACCCUUGCAGCACACAGCCACUGCCUCCUAUCAUGGAACUGUCUUUCUCUACACUGCACGCUGGGGUGGUCCGAGCACAGGCCAAUGGAAACCUGGUGGUAACAGAUGAUGGCAUCACUCUACCGCUGAAAGAUUCCAGGGUGUCAUCAGAGGAGGAGGGGGGGGUGUCGGUGAGCCUGGUGGCGUCCCAGCUACGUGGGUACGCGGUGUGGGACGGAGGUCUAGCCCAAGACGGGAGUCUCUUCCAGGGCUGUCCCGGCCGAGUGGCCCCCUCCCUGCUCUUCCUCUGGGUGUCUGAGGCCCAGGCCAACCUGGUGCAGACAGAGCUCUCAGCCCUCCACCCCGUUACUCUGCCUGGUCAGGCCUGUCCGUUCCUCCUCCUGGUCCUAAGAGAACAGCUGGGUGAUCUGCAGGCUGCUCUGCUAGCCUCCAUGCUGGACGUAGAGGCCUUCCGUCAGGGCCGCUCCUACGACCUGAAGAGCCCCCUUUCCUGGGCAGACGGCCUGGCGCUGAUACACAGCUGUCCCCAGGACGCCCACUUCCUCACCCUGCUGGGGCAGAGCCUGGUGGCAGACCCCAACCCUGGCCUGGGGACAGCAAAGGGGAGCCCCAGUCGGACCAGAGGGAACCACAGAAGCAGAGAGCGUUACUCCAGACACCAGGGCCUGCUGCCCACCAGGUUGAUCCAGUACCCACCACUCCCUUCUAAAGGAGGAAUCACCGUGACAACAGAGGACCUUGACUGUCUGGACAGUGGCCAGUUCCUCAAUGAUGUCAUCAUCGACUUCUACCUCAAGUAUCUUCUCCUGGAGCGGGCCCCGGGGCCCCUGGCUGAGAGAUGUCAUGUCUUCAGCAGCUUCUUUUACAAGCAGCUGACCCGCCGGGACACGUCCCUGGAGGAGGAGGCUGCCAUCCCGGCCAGGGACAGGAGACACCAGAGGGUGAGGACCUGGACCCGCCAUGUUGACAUCUUCAACAAGGACUACCUGUUUGUGCCUGUCAAUCACCAAGCCCACUGGUACCUGGUGGUGAUCUGUUUCCCUGGCCUGGAGCAGGCCCAGCAUGAGGAGUGGUCCGGCCCAGCCGGAGUAGAGGCCAGUGGGGGGAAGAGGAAAUGCCAGCCCCAGGCUUCAGCUGGGCCUUCUCCAGGGCCCAGCAACCCCAAACUGCAGAACGGAACAGGUGGAACAGGGGAAGCCAGAGGGAAACCUACAUUGAGGCCCCACAACCCACCAGAGUGUACCCAAGAUGGUUGUCAGAAGGAGACCAUCAUUAAGAAACACUGUAUUCUCAUCAUGGACUCCCUGAAGAUCUCUAACCAUGAGAGCAUCUAUAAGCUCUUGCAGGAUUACCUGCAUGUAGAGUGGGAGGUACGUAGAGGAACACGUAGAGACUUCACUGUAGACAGUAUGAAGGCUUCACACUGUAGAGUCCCCCUACAGGACAACAGCAGCGACUGCGGCCUCUACCUCCUGCAGUACGUGGAGAGCUUUCUGCAGAACCCAGUGGUGCACUUUGACCUCCCCCUGCGCUUGGAGCGCUGGUUUCCACGGCAACAGGUGUGGAGGAAGAGGGAGGAGAUCCGGAGCCUGGUGAUGGAGCUGCACGGUCGUCAAGGCAACGGCGAGAGCAGCUGCAGGUAGCCAAGCUAGCUACCUUAGCUCCACAUACCUGACCAGCAACGCACUACAAUACCCCAAAACUGUGAAGGACUUUUAUAUUUAAAAUGUACAAUAAAUGUCAUAUUUAUACUAUUUUUGUAUUACUAUUUUUAUAAAAUGUCGCAGGAUGUUUGUUUCUCACCUGGUAUGUAAUGCGAAUAUUCAAAAUAAUAGGAUCUUAAAAUUGAAUAAAAUUGUUCAUUUGUAAUGUUUCGUUUUUUAUUCGCUUAUAGAAGAGAGCAUUUGGAAAUUACGUUAUUACACAUGGAUAUGAGUGAGCACUAAAAUCUAGUUUGCUGAGCAAAGACGUAACUCAUGUACCCAUAACAGGUUUAUUUUUCUUUUUCAAAUGUGCUUAUGACUCACACAUAAAACCACUAUAAAUAUUAAAGUCAAUAUUACUCAGUUA